Molecule: messenger RNA, 3408 nt
Organism: Varanus komodoensis (Komodo dragon)
Lineage: Eukaryota; Metazoa; Chordata; Lepidosauria; Squamata; Varanidae
Gene: SACK1G
Product: family with sequence similarity 83 member G
Exons: 5
Coding region: 670-3306 (878 amino acids)
Biological process (GO): BMP signaling pathway
Cellular component (GO): cytosol; nucleus
Source: RefSeq, a predicted model, not a curated record
CGCAGGGAGCGCGGGGCGCAGAGAGCCGAGGAGGAUCGGGAGGGCGCGCGGGGCGCAGAGAGCCGAGGCAGAAUCGGGGCGGCCGCCCGGCCCUGGGGCCCCCGAGCCGCCGCGGAGCCCCCGCGAGGGGCGCUGAGCAAGAGCGCGGCGCCGAUCGCCUGCCCCCGGCCGCCGCUCGCGACUCCCUUCCGGCGCGCGUCGGGACAUUCUCCUCUCGGUGCUCCUCGGGGGAGCUGGAAAGGAAGACGUGGAGGCGGAGAAAACCGGCCGCGUGACGACUAGCGAGUGGGAACCGGGCGAGGGAAGCCGGCUUCAGCUCGCCUAAAACUUGGCACGCCCGCAGGCCGCAGGUCUGCUCUUGCUCCUUUCCGAGGGUUUGGGCACAGCAGGAGAGCCGGGAGCUUCUGCAGCCCAUCCAGGCUUCGGGCUUCACUGAGAUGAGGUGACAAAGGAACGCAAGAGACUGAACUCAUCGUCGGAAGGAGUCGGGGAACCUUAUCUUCUUUUAAAAAGAGGGAAUAGUUUGGAACGAAUUGCAGAAAAGCUACGAGGAGCGAGACUUUUAGCGGCUGCUUGUCGCACUCAGGGUUAAACGCUAAAUUAUUUCUUUAAAUAACGUUAUUCUGGUAUUUAUUAUUGGUGGACACACUUUUUUUUUAGACGCGAAGCAUGGCUUUUUCUCAGGUGCAGUGUCUGGACGACAACCAUGUCAACUGGCGGUCGAGCGAGUCCAAGCCAGAGUUUUUCUACAGCGAAGGACAGAGGUUGGCUUUGGAAGCCCUGGUCUCGAGGGGCCCGGAAGCCUUCUACGAGGUCCUCAAAAAGGAGAACAUCCGGGACUUCCUUUCGGGGCUGGAGCUCCAAAAGGUCUUGGAUUCCCUGGAGACGUACGACCCUGGCUCAGAGUUCAUCCCGCGUGGAGACGGGCCCCUGGACCUCAACAGCCCCGGCAGUGAGCCGGGCCCCGUGCCGUCCUCCGACUACUGGCCGGAGAGGUCCGAUCGCUCCAUUCCACAACUGGACCUAGGCUGGCCCGAGACCGUCGCCUACCGGGGAGUGACGCGGGCCACGGUCUACAUGCAGCCCCCCAUCGACUACCAGCCCCACAUCAAGGAGGUCGUCCGCAAGAUGAUCUUCCAGGCACAGAAGGUGGUGGCCGUGGUCAUGGACAUGUUCACCGAUGUGGACAUCUUCAAGGACCUCCUGGAGGCCGGCUUCAAGCGCAAGGUGGCCAUCUACAUCAUCGUGGACGAGUCCAACCUGAAAUACUUCCUCCAGAUGUGCGAGCGAGUGCAGAUGCAUGCUGGCCACCUCAAGAACCUCCGCGUCCGCACGACAGGCGGGACCGAGUUCCUCACCCGCUCGGCCACACGGUUCAAGGGCGCUUUGGCCCAGAAGUUCAUGUUCGUGGACGGCGACAAAGCGAUGAUUGGGUCGUACAGCUUCACGUGGUCCGCCGCAAGAACGGACCGGAACGCCAUUUCGGUCCUCUCGGGCCAAGUCGUGGAGGCCUUCGACAAGCAGUUCCAGGAGCUGUACCUCCUGUCCCGGGGGGUCAGCCUGAGGUCCAUUCCCAUGGACAAGGAGCCGGAGCCGGAGCCGGUGGUCCUGCCCACGGUCCUGCCCUUGAGCACGAGCCACGCCGACGCCAAGAAGAUCGUCAACCCCAAGUACGCCCUCGUCAAGGCCAAGAGCGCCGACCAGAUCAGCGGCAGCGAGCCAAGCAGCCUCAGGAAGCCCGCCCAGGAGCAGCAGUCCGAGGCCAGGGGCAUGGCGAUCCCGGAGGGCCGGGUGUCCGAGAGGCCCAGCGCCCUCCUGGAGAGGGCCCCCCCGGUCCACCCCGGGCUGCAGAACCUGGAGAGGGCCAACAUGUUCGACUACCUGCCCACGUGGGUCGAGCCCGACCCGGAACCCGGGAGCGAGGUGCUGGGCUACAUCAACAUCAUCGACCCCAAGAUCAAGAACAUCCAGCUGUCGCAGAUGAACCGCAUCAAGGUGUGUGACGUUGCCAACGCACAUGCCCGGCGCAAGCACGCCCAGAAAGCCCCGGAGGCCAGGACAGGUCCCCAGGGCAGGCAGCCGGCCCCCGCGGGUCCCCACCAGCCGGGCACCCCCUCUCCGGCAGCACAGAGCCAGGAAGCCUCCCCGGACGCUGCUGCCAGCCCCAGGGAGAAGGCGCACGGGAAAACGGCGGGCGGAGAACCAUCAGCCACCACGGACGGCAGUCGGCACCCGCAGCCACCGCUGGACGCUGCGCCUCCUGACCGGGCGGUCAGCGCUGCCCCAGCGCCCGACCCACAGGCUGCCGAUGUGACGGACUCGCUCGCUGCAGCAGCCGCGCAGGCCCAGGAGGGGACCGGCGGCACGAGCCCGGGGCAUGACGAAGGGGCGGCCCAGAGCCCGGAGGCGGGUCGCCGCGGCACACUGAGCCGGCAGGGGGCCGUGUCCCGGGGGGCAGUGAACGGCCUGCCGGAGGGCGAGGCUGAGGAGGGAGAGGAGGAGGACUACGCGAGCCUGAGCGACCACGAGAGCUUGCCCGGCACCCAGGGCUGCAGCCCCCGCCCUUCCGACGCCUCCUCCAUCUCGGACGAGUACUUCGAGGUGAGGGGUCCCUCGGGGCCGCUGCGGAGGACCAGCCUGGACUUCCUCCCCAACGGGGGGGUGCCCAGCCCCCCGCCCCGGCCGCCCAUGCAGAGGAAGCUGAGCGAGCCCCACGUCAGCCGGGGCUCCUUCACGAGCCCGCUGGGGAGCCCCCAGGCCCUGCUCAGCCUGGAGGAGGCCAGCCAGCGGCGCGGAAGCGACAGUGUGGAGGAGAUUAGGUGCGUUCUGGGAAGGGGCCGCAACCCGCAUGCUUUCCCCGACGGCUACAUUACCUGUCCGAGCAAUGCUCCACAGGGACCACAGAUCUUCUGCUACGGAGCCCGGGUGCAGGUGUCCAUGGGAAGAGGCAGGAGCGGUCCCCAGCAGGGGAAAGCCCCGGAACUCAGCAAGCCCCCGCGGGAUGGAUCCAGGCCGAAAGCUCCCUGCCCGGGCCCAGGCCGCCAGCCCGGCUGGCCGAGCAAAGCCUUUGGCUCCGGCAAGAACUCGCAGCCCGGCCCCUUCCCCCAGGGAGGCGGCCCCCCGAGAGCCCCUGGCCAUGUGCUGCCCCAGUUCCAAGAAGGCCAGAGGGCGCCGGAAGAACUGAGGACGCCGCUGGGCAUCCCGCUCUCCAAACUGUCCCAGUCCAAGCACCUCAAGAGCAAAGCCGGCCAGUGGCCCGACCCCAAACGGAGGCACCCCGGGGCCGCCGGCCGCAAGGACCAGUGAGUCCGCGGGAGGCGUCGCGCGAGGGUGUUCCAGAGAGGCCGUGGUCCGGAGGCCCAGGGCGCCGCGGUGGAGCCUCGGCCCGCCAGGGAAAGAGGAAGCUGA